CGUUCAUCUUUCAAAAUCAAAAUCCUGCUUGAGCCUGUCUUUUGCCCAUGCUUACUUACCAAAGCUGCGACUUCGAAAUAGAAGGCAAUGUAAUUUGAUUAAGGUAACGGACUAAUUUCAUUCAGCACCCACUGCCUCCUCAAGCCAAAAACACGGGAUUGGCGACUAGUCAGUGUCACGGUCAUUGUGAAGUAAUAAAGUCGAUUAGUCUCUCCAACCCUGACAGAGUACCUGAAGAAAACCCAGGCAAGCACGUGGAGGAUAUGAAAAGUUCACACAGGAAGCCCGGAAAUGCAGCCCUAUGGGGGGCACAAGCCAGUGCAAACUGGAGGCCGGUCCCAAGCCCGGAUAAAUGCACAGGGUUGCGUCAGGAAGGGCAUCCGGCUUAAAACUUUGCCAAACAAAUGUGAGCGUUCGUGGCCCGGGUUAACAAAGUCCGCCACCGGACUGUUGGAAAUUCAGCUACUGUGGGUCGAAGAAGAAGAAGAAGAAGAAGAAGAAGAAGAAGAAGAGGUGAAAAGCGGGUUCUUCGGCAGAAAGAGAAGAGGAAAGCACGGAGCCUAGAACUGAAUGUGGGGACUUUGAAUGUUGGGACUAUGACAGGAAAAUCUCUGGAGUUGAAUGACAUGAUGAGUAGGAGAAAGGUUGAUAUAUUGUGUGUCCAGGAGACCAGGUGGAAAGGCAGUCAGGCUAGAAGUUUAGGGGCAGGGUUGAAAUUAUUUUACUAUGGUGUAGAUGGGAAGAGAAAAGGAUGUUAGAAUAAUACAGGUUUGGACACGUCCAGAGGAGAAAUAGUGAGUAGAUUGGUAGAAGGAUGAUGAUGAGAAUGGAGCUGCCAGGCAAGAGAACGAGAGGAAGAGCCAAGAGAAGGUUGAUGGAUGUCGUGAGGGAAGACAUGAGGGCCGUUGGCGUUGGAGAGGAGGAUGCAGGAGAUAGGCUCUCAUGGAAAAGGAGGACGCGCUGCGGCGACCCCUAAAGGGACAAGCCCAAAGGGAAAGAAGAAGAAGAAGACACAGGGAGGCCGGAUCUGAGAUUAGAACCGCAGGAUUGCGAGGCCGACGCGCUAAUCACUUGUUCCACUGUGCUGCCCUAACAGCAAUAUGAUGAUUUCAAACCAAACCGUCGCUCGGUGAAUCCGCCUUGUCGCCGUUACCCCGAGUGCUUGCAAAGCUCAUUAGCCGGGCUUUCUUGAAGUAGGGUGCGCCCUGGAGAUCAACCGGUUGCCAUAGCGAUGAGAGAAAUGCACAUCCGCCUCACAACGUGGGGUGAGGGGGUGGGGUGGACGCUAAGCGAAGAGUUCGGCAUUAGCAUAGUAGCCACUUUUGAGCCAAUGGGGUUGCAGAACCUCCGCGAGGGGACUGUCUUGGACAAUAGCCGCCUUCCUCCUCUUGUUCUUCUUCCACUCUCUCUCUCUCUCUCUCUCUCUCCCCCUUCCAAGGGUAAGAAACUCCUUAAUCGCAACGGAAGUCUCCACUUCUUUUCUUCAAAAUAUGUUGUAGAUAUCACGGAGUUUGUGGGCGGCACAAUGGAUGCGCUCUCACCUUGUUAACCAAGUUGCUCUCGAUGUUGUCGUGUUUGGGAUCGUGUGUCCUCCUGUUUGGAAUAUGAAAAUGGUGGACAUUGUAGCUCACAAAAUGCCCUCAGAGAAUGACGUGCAUGUGGCCCGAAGCUUCCUUACCAAGAUUUUGCGAAGUUCCAUGAGAAAGAACCACUUCAUAGGGCGCAGUGAACCCAUAAGCAGGCCGCACUCCUGGCACUCCACUAAGUUCAACGAAGGCCAGUCCGAGUCAGCCAAAACGCAGCCGUCUCCACCCUCGGCGGUAGUGUGGCACACCUCGUACGAUGCGAGUUCAUCAUCAACUGACCUCUCCUCCGGUUGGGAGCAAACCAACCUCUGCAGGGUUUCCGAUCAGUUCAGCUCUCUUGGCAGCAUGGACAGCCUUGAGCACGUCCCCCACCCGUACCUGGCCGGUCAGCUGUCCCCAGCCAAGUCCAACAACAGUAUGGAGCACCUCGGCGGCGGCGGCAAACGAGACUCUGCAUACAGCUCCUUCUCCACGAGCUCUGGCACUCCAGACUUCACGCUUUCCAAGAGCAACGCCGCUUCCACCGAGAACGUCCUGUACAAAGUCAGCCAGUGGGAUGCCGCAGCCAGGCCCAUCAAUGGCAGGAUCGGCCCAAGUAUGAUAGAGGGAGUCAAACAGGACGACAGGCUGACGAACUCUCAGAUGCCGGGAGGCUGCGACAGCCCCCAAAUCGACGACCAGGCUGACUCCCGCCACUGUGCUUCUGGUAGAACGAGUUACGGACCAGUAUGGCACGUUCCUGAGAAAAAGAAGACCUCCUCCCCUUCACCUCCACCGCCGCCCCCACCGGCUCGCAGUGACAGUUUUGCAGCCACCAAGGAGCGAGGGCUCGCCGUAGCUAACCCUGAGCCCAAUUCACGCAUCCCAGUAAAGCCCUCCGUUGAAGAUCGCAGUGGCCAGAACCCAUCCCCGAAAAACGACAAGGCUAGUUUUUACUCUCACGGGCAAUUCAGCUCAAACAAGCAGCACUCCCUCUCCAGCUGUGAUGUCCGGCAAGGUCAUCCCGCACAUCAUAGACACCAUGGCGACAAAAGUACUUUUCCCGCACAAGCGUUUCCCGCUACUGCUCCCCAGCCGCUAAACGUCGGGGGCUACUUCUCCAGCAUGCAGGAGCUCCCCACUAACGGUUCUGCUCAACCCGCCGGCCAGAACCUGAGGAGGAAUUUAAGCACAUCUCAAGCGAUUGCUCCCAAAGACCCAAUUAUUGACAGCAGCGGGCACAGCCGGUACUACUGUGUCACUACAUGUCAGCCUACUUCGGGGAAACCGGACGACAGGAAAAGUUCUGACACCCUCAACUUGGCCCAGAUUGGAAAUGAGCAAAAUUCUCUUAGCCCACAAGUAGUCACCAAAGCAAAAUAUCAUCUUUCUCCACAACAGCAGUACUCCUCGAACGGUAGAGAGACUAACGGAUACGGCAAACACCAUGCUACCUCUGCUCUCGACACCGUGCCCCCUAAAGCCACUGGUGACGACCUCAGGAGCCAGAGGGGACAAAGUUUACAACAUGAAGAGGCUCCGUACACAAGUUGUCCCCCGAUCAGACUCUCUGAGCAACGGCGGUCCCUUCCUCUGCAGCACAGAGAAUUCAAACAAGAUACGAGACACCACAGCCAGGCCAGCGAGAACAUUUGCCCAAAGGCUACGCCCAUGCUCCAUUCGUUGUCCAUGGAUGCCAAGGGCGAGACCUCGAAAGGCGCCAACCCGGCGGAGACGGUCGAGUCCAAACAGAUGCGACGCAACGACCGCUUUGCCACCACCCUAAAGAGCGAAAUUCAGAUGAGGAGAGCCAAGCUGCAGAAGAGUAAGAGUGCGGCGACUCUGCCCGACGAGAACCAAGACAACCAGUCUAAUCAGAGCUCCACCCCCAGGUUGGCAGACAGCCCCUUCACAAACACCUACAAGGACAACUUGAAGGAAGCACAAGCUCGGGUGCUUAAAGCUACUUCCUUUAGGAGGAAAGAUCUGGAGCCUGUGUUGGUGGAACACCCGUCAGCUGAAGCCAUACCCAGUUACCCGUCCUCAGUGAUGGCGAAGAAAGAUGUCACUCCUCUUCCGACACUGUCGGAGGGCGGCGCCAGUAAAUCUGGGCCUUUGCGCAUUGGUGGACGAAAGCGCUUUGCAGCCGAAAAGAAGGGAAGGUCCUUCUCUGAACCGGACAAAAUCCAUGAAGUCGGAGUACAAGAAGAAGAAGAAGAAGAAGAAGAAAACACAAGCUCUUCCCAGGACCAACAAAAUAGAAAAUUGACUGACCCCAAUCCCAGCAGUUCCACGGUCCGAGGUUCUCCCGGUGAAACGGAAACCGCGCUGAAAGGGACAAGAAGCAGGGACGGCGCCCAGAGUGGUCCAACGUACUCCCUUCUGGACCAGCAACGAUUAGGCACCUUUGCCGAGUACGAGGCCAGGUGGAACGUCCAGAAGAAACCUCCAGAGACGAGGGCCUCUGGACUAUUCCGGUCCGCCGACAACAUUCUGGAUCCUGGCUCGGAGGAGAGGGUGAAACCUGCCUGUUUCCACGAGAGGUCCCGAUCUUCACCCUCUGCUGACUUCUACGGACAGACAACUCAUGUCCCCGCAAUAACACCGGAGAAGCAAAAUUCCCAGAUGGACGUUCAACCUGCUGGGUCACUCAACUCUGCCUCAAGCCGGCCGGAGGACUGCAAAGUGAGAGAGAAGCCUGCCGAGUGCGAGCGACCUCCUCCGGCGACGGGACACGGUUUCUCUACGACGACUACAGCCGCCGUCGACCGCAGAGCGGCGGAGCCGAGCCGCUCUCGGGUCACGGAGCGCGCCGAGCCUCCCCCGCCCAGAUGCCCCGACGACAACCCCGACGAGUCGACGCUUGUCCAAAGUCACGCCCCGACCGGCGAGGCUAAAAAGGCAGACGGCAAAGCGCGAGUCGGCGCAGUAGCGCGUCACACGCCGGCGCCCGCUUCCUCCUACCGGACGCCGGCUGCCAUGGAGGCGCGGCGCUCUCCUUCCCCGCAGUUUUCCCUGCAGCGACUCAGCGACAAGCCUCCUGUCUCACUGCAGGACCGAGACUCUAACGGGAUGGAAAACGGGACGGAAAAGCCAAGCAGCGUGGUGAAGAAAGUUCCCGUCAGGAUCGUGCGCUCGGAGGGAAUGCCGGAGAAGGAGAACGCGGGGACCUUUCCGCGAGCCGACGAGGCAUCUGUGGCCGCAACGGGGGGUCCUGAUAUUAGCAAGCUCGGCAGCUUGGGAGCCGGCGGACAGGAUUCGGUCUUCUGCGCUUUCACCCGGCAGAAAGAACCCGACGAACCCGGUGUGACUUGGGAGGAGCCCAAGACGGACGCGACCCCGAGAAUGUCGGAGGAGCAGAAGAGAGAGGAGCUGGCCCGCGACAUCAUGGACAAGGACAAGUCGCUGGCUGACAUCCUGGACCAGAGCAAGAUGAAGACUACCAUGGACCUGAUGGAGGGCCUGUUUCCACAGGGCGAGCAGCUGCUGGAAGGAGCUCACCAGCGCAGGAAAGCGCCCCCCAAACCCCCCAAUGCCGCCCGGCACGCUGAGGAAAGGGAGAAGGAGGACAGUAUGGCGGCGGUUGCCAUGGUGACCAGCUCCGCGUACUACAGCACGUCGGCCCCCAAAGCCGAGCUUCUCAUCAAGAUGAAAGACAUGCAGGAGCAUAACGAGGACUACGACGACUCGGAGGACGAACUGGACAUGGAUCUGGCCAACAAGAAGGCCUUUGAUCUGGUGCAGCAAGAACUGAUGGACAGCCUGAGCAAGAAGCUGCAGGUCCUGCGCGAGGCCCGCCAGAGCCUGCAGGAGGACGUGCUGGACAACAACGCGCUGGGAGACGAGGUGGAGGCGCGCGUCCAGCAGGUGUGCAAGCCCAACGAGCUGGACAAGUUCCGCAUGUUCGCGGGCGACCUGGACAAGGUGGUGAGCCUGCUCCUGUCGCUGUCGGGCCGCCUGGCCAGGGUGGAGAACGCCCUCAACGGUCUGGACGAGGACGCCGCGCCCGAGGAGAGACGCACGCUGACGGAGAAGCGCAAGCUGCUGAUCCGGCAGCACGAGGACGCCAAGGAGCUGAAGGACAACCUGGACCGUCGCGAACGGGCCGUCUACGACAUCCUGGCCAGUUACCUGCCCGAGGACGGCAUGGCCGACUACGAGCACUUUGUCAAGAUGAAGUCGGCGCUCAUCAUUGAGCAGCGCAAGCUGGAGGACAAAAUCAAGCUGGGCGAAGAGCAGCUCAAGUGCCUGCUGGACAGUCUGCCCAUUGAGCAGCGCUUGGACUUUUGAGACGCGCGAAGUGCACCUCGCGUCCACCGGGGGCCGCCAGAGACUUAAGUAUUUCCCAGUCGGCCCCGGCAGAACUCCCUUGAGAAAAAUGCUGCUUGUUCCUGGCACCUGCGUUGAAUACAGUGAACCCCUGUUUAUCGUGAGGGGUACAUUGCAGACCCACCCAUGAUACAGGAAAUUCCCACGACAUAUACAAAACGUUUUGGCUUUGUAAAACAAAAGAGAAGUCGACAUUGUACAGUGGUGCCUUGAGAUACAAGUGCCCCAAUUUGUAUUUAUUGAAAUGUUUAGUACGGUGGCACGGUGGACGACCGGUUAGAGCGUCUGCCUCACAGUUCUGAGGACCGGGGUUCAAUCCCCGGCCCCGCCUUUGUGGAGUUUGCAUGUUCUCCCCGUGCCUGCGUGGGUUUCCUCCCACAUCCCAAAAACAUGCAUGGUAGGUUCACUGAGGACUCUAAAUUGCCCGUAGGUGUGAAGGGGAGUGCGAAUGGUUGUUUGUUUAUGUGUGCCCUGCGAUCGGCUGGCAACCGCUUCAGGGUGUAACCCCGCCUCCUAACCAAUGAUAGGUGGGAUAGGCUCCGGCACUCCCGCGGCCCUCGUAAGGCUGAGCGGCUCCGAAAAUGGAUGGAUGGAUGUUACCGUCCAACUCAACGUAAAACAAAAUAGAAUUUCACAUUGUGUAUUCAAAACAACCGCAUAACUUUGCCUUCCGCUAGCUUAAUGCUAACACCCAAUGCAAAAGGCCAUAGACGGGCUAAUGAAUAGCAUCGAUAGUGGUGCUGUUACAAUUCUUUAAGCGACGGAUAUUUGAACACAAACGGUGGAUCGACACAUAGGUAGACAAUAUAACAAUACUCCCAGGCAUAUAUUAUUUUAUCCUCUGUGAAAAACGACUAAUAUUACUGCAGCUUACUGCGUUACAGUAUCUUUGACACGAUUCUUCGUUCGUGUCUGCAAUCCAUGACACAACUCCAAAUUUGCCAGACAACUGUAAAAACCCAUUUAAAAAAAAAUACAAAAUCAGCCAUUACGGCAAGGACGUACACGGCGAUACACCGGGGGUUCACUGUAUCUUUUUUUUAUUUAAUUUUUUUUAGUAAUUUAUUGUAGCCUUUGGAUUGGCACAGCAGACGGACAACUUUUUUGCGCUUUUUUGCCGCCACGUGACCUCGAAAUAACCACUAUUUAUCAUCUUUUCAUGCCACGCAUUUCAUUUUUUUUUUGUCAACAGUUAGUGGCCUUGAAGCGAGAUCCCCGUGUGACUGCCUCCCCCUUGUUGUUGACAAUUUAGAGAGCACUUGGCCACACAAGAGACGCACUUGACAUUCAGCGACAAGUGCCUGCCGCCCGGCGCCCACCGCACUGACGCCAACGUCCUCCCAAGGCCGUGCUAAAUUGAAGAAAUGUUUAUUGUUCUAUGUUAUGAACACCUGUGACUUUUUAUAACAGUUCCUCCGAGUUUUUUAGAAUUGCAAAGUGGUACAUGUCCCACGGGCUGUACGUUUCGCACCCCUGUUUUCAAGGCCCUCCUGUGCGUCGUUUUCACUCAGACAUUAGUUGCCACACCAGAAGCAUUCCCAACCUGCUUGAAGAUUAAAUCCAACUGUCAAAAAAAAUC
This is a messenger RNA of Phyllopteryx taeniolatus (common seadragon), 7473 nucleotides long. RefSeq names its product shroom family member 2a (gene shroom2a). Gene Ontology annotation, biological process: actin filament organization. Gene Ontology annotation, molecular function: actin filament binding. Gene Ontology annotation, cellular component: apical plasma membrane; apical junction complex; cortical actin cytoskeleton. The transcript has 11 exons. The record is from RefSeq and is a predicted model, not a curated record. NCBI's taxonomy places the organism in Eukaryota, Metazoa, Chordata, Actinopteri, Syngnathiformes, Syngnathidae. Bases 1530 to 5855 code for a protein of 1441 amino acids.